This is a messenger RNA of Penicillium riverlandense, 1575 nucleotides long. RefSeq lists its product as uncharacterized. Bases 1 to 1575 code for a protein of 524 amino acids. The record is from RefSeq and is a predicted model, not a curated record. NCBI's taxonomy places the organism in Eukaryota, Fungi, Ascomycota, Eurotiomycetes, Eurotiales, Aspergillaceae. The transcript has 2 exons.
AUGACAUUCGAGAAACACCAAGAAGAAAAAAAGGACUGGAAACUCAUGGCUCAUAUAUGGGAGGACGUUUCCUUUGUUAUCAGGAAAGGCCUCCACAAUGGAGGGCCAAAAAUAACCACGGACGAAUUUUGGCACUGGAUGCAAGUCACGAUAGACGUCAGACCGCCUUCACAAAUCGUCCACACGUUGGGUGGAGACUUGAUCUUGGACGAUAGUUUCUCUGGGAAGCUGUAUUCGAAAGGAGUCCAGGUAUCUUUACCUGACAACGAUGAACACAGGUUUCGCGCCAGCUACAACCUGGUAGACGGAUCAUUUACCAGAGAUCGACGGCAGAUUACUGGAUUCGAAGAACCUAAAGUUAUCGCUGACAUCUGGUCAAGCUCUAUUGGAAGGGGAGAUAGAAAUGUCCUCUCCGUUUACGUGAAUUUACUUCGACAUUUUCCAGUAGCAAGGGAUGUGAGGUCGGCUGAGCGGUUCGUGACUGAAACCACUGCAAAAAAAAUUUGGGCACUACUCCUGGAUGAGGCCAAAGAAAACUCAGCAUUCUACUAUACUGAAAUUCAAGAAGACCAGGCUUCUGAGGUAAUUCGAAAGGAACUCAAAAAAGAACCGUGUCGAAUUCCUACCUCCCUUUGGCAGCUUCUUCGAGAUCAUCACCUCAUCCUUACUCCCAACGAAGAGCUUCGGCGCUGUCUCGGUGAGUCGGAGAUCGCGAGUCUGCCACAGACGCAAUUCGCACAGGAGAUAGAUCGAGCACUGCGGGGAAUUUUUCUUGCGGAGCCAUUGACGGAGACAGUUCGUCUCGUUUAUGUUAGCUCCGACAACGAGAAAACAAGUAUCGCGUUUGCAAAAGACAGAAACAUUCUUUACAUUCAUGAGAAGUGGCUGGACCGCAAGCGCGCCCACUCUUCCAGUGGAUGUACUGCUGCGAUGAAUUUCCCCCUUAGUCACUCGGAGACAUUCUUUUGUGACCAUUUAGUUGAGGAGAUCUACCAGCGUGCCCUGGCACUCAUCCAGCCCUCUUUGGAGCCCAUGUCGCCCCAUUCGGAGGAGGACUUGCCUUACAAUAUAUUCCGCACUUGUCGCGAAAAACUAAGUGAGAUGCCUCGCGGCAUCCGUAUGGUUCCAAGCGGGAACAUGUUAUUCCACGUGUUUUGGAGUGACGGUUUCAGUCGGGCGUUUGCGGAGACUUUCGGUGCCUGUGUGGAAUAUAUUGUUAUUCUCCAUUAUACAUCUUGUUACCUGGAAUCGGACCGGCUUCUUUUCCGACAAGAUGAGCCUAGGUGCGAUUGUCCACGCAAGCACGUAUCCGAAGGCGACAACGAAGUUUUCUUUCAAGUGUCAGAUGAACAACCCCGUUUCCCUAUGGUCGCAAGGAAUAAAGAAAAUGCCCUUUUUGGACUUUCCCCACCUGCUACUACUCCAGUUAAGAUAGAUUCUGUCUCGCUGUCCACAAACGGAUGUUCCUCUUUGGUUAAACCGGAAAGUGAAGACCCCGUGACAGUGAAAAUCGAGGGUAGGACAGGCCCUGAAACGUCGAGCGCUUUGGAGAAUAGUAAGAAGCUCUUGAAUUGA